GGGGUUUGGGAUCAUUUCAAAACCCCAGACGGUCGACAACGCCCUCCCCGGCCUACAGCCUCAGUCAUGGGCGCACUAUGACGCUAAUAGAAGCCGCGAAGGUUGGCAGCGGCGGCGGAGGCGCGGGCGUCGGCAGGCGUCUCGGGUGAGGGGCUGGGACGGCUUAGUCGCCCAGCCACCUACGGCGCCAUGGGUGGCAAGAAAGGCCCGCCCCCGCAGCCGGGGGUUAAAGGGCCCUCCUCCCUCUUCAUCCUCUCCGACGACAACAUCCUCAGGAAGUACACCAAGUUCAUGAUAGAAUGGCCUCCGUUCGAGUACGCAGUGCUGCUGACCAUCAUCGCCAACUGCGUGGUGCUGGCCAUGGAGGAGCACCUUCCCGACGGCGACAAGACGCCUCUGGCGCAAGACUUGGAGAAGACGGAACCUUACUUCCUCUUCAUUUUCUGCGUAGAGGCGUCACUCAAGAUCAUCGCCCUCGGCUUCGUCCUCCACCCAAAAUCUUACCUGAGGAACAUAUGGAACAUGAUGGACUUCGUGGUUGUGGUGACGGGGUUCAUCACGUUAUUUGGGCAGGACGCCAUAGAAGUAGACUUAAGAACACUGAGAGCUAUCCGGGUUCUAAGGCCAUUAAAACUAGUAUCAGGCAUACCGAGCCUCCAGGUCGUCCUCAAGUCCAUCAUCAAGGCGAUGGCUCCGUUGCUGCAGAUCGGGUUGCUCGUCCUGUUCGCCAUUGUUAUCUUCGCCAUCAUAGGCCUUGAAUUCUACUCGGGUGCUCUCCAUAAAACCUGCUACAGUUUAGAAGACUUAGGUCAAAUAGUGACAGAAGGAGAGAUGCCAACGCCAUGUAACACAGACAAUGUAUCCUUUGCUCCAUCGGGUUCCUUUGUGUGUAAUUAUAACAUCUCCACCUGUUUGGAGCUCUGGGAUGGUCCCAAUUAUGGCAUCACGUCCUUCGACAACAUCGGCUUUGCCAUGUUGACGGUGUUCCAGUGCAUCACGCAAGAAGGCUGGACGUCCAUACUGUACUGGACAAAUGAUGCGCUUGGUAGCAAUUUCAACUUUCUCUACUUUGUGCCCCUUAUCGUAUUGGGGUCCUUUUUCAUGCUCAACCUAGUCCUUGGUGUGUUGUCUGGUGAGUUUGCUAAGGAGAGAGAGAGAGUAGAGAAUAGACAAGAGUUUUUAAAGCUUAGACGGCAGCAGCAAUUAGAGAGAGAGUUGAAUGGCUAUGUCGAGUGGAUAUGUAAAGCAGAGGAAGUAAUAUUAGCAGAAGAACGUACUACAGACGAAGAAAAAGCUCAUAUAAUGGAAGCCCGGAGGAGAGCAGCGGCCAAGAAGAAGAAACUGAGACAUCUCGGGAAAAGUAAAAGCACCGAUACAGAAGACGAGGAGAACGAGGCUGAGGAUGAGGAUGCCCCCCUUUCUCUCGCAGUUCCUGCCAAAAAGAAAGGUUGUUGUCCAUGUUUGUCGAGAGCUUCCUACUUAAAAAACAAAGUGAAGAAACAAGGUGCCUGUCAGAAUUUUUGGAAAGCAGAAAAAAGAUUAAGAUUUGGCAUCAGGCGAACCGUAAAACAACAGUGGUUCUACUGGUUCGUUAUCAUCCUGGUGUUCCUCAACACAGCUUGCGUGGCUGCCGAACAUUACGGCCAACCCGACUGGCUCACUAAAUUUUUGUACUAUGCAGAAUUUAUAUUUCUAGGUCUAUUCAUAACUGAAAUGUUUGUAAAAAUGUACGCCCUGGGGGCAAGAAUAUACUUCGAGUCCUCGUUCAACCGGUUCGAUUGCGUCGUCAUCAGCGGGUCCAUCUUUGAGGUCGUGUGGUCGUCCUUCAAAUCCGGCUCCUUUGGUCUGUCGGUGCUUCGAGCCCUGCGACUCCUGAGGAUAUUCAAAGUUACAAAGUACUGGGCCUCCCUCCGUAACCUGGUGAUCUCGCUGCUGAGUUCGAUGAGGUCUAUCAUCUCUCUGUUGUUCCUGCUCUUCUUGUUCAUCCUCAUCUUCGCCCUCCUUGGUAUGCAACUCUUCGGAGGCUCCUUCAACUUCCCCGAAGGAACUCCGCUCGCUAACUUCAACACUUUCGCCAUCGCUCUCCUAACAGUGUUUCAGAUUCUCACGGGUGAGGACUGGAACGAGGUCAUGUACAAUGGUAUCGCCUCACAGGGUGGUAUUAAGUCCGGCAUGAUCUACAGCCUUUAUUUCAUCAUCUUGGUGAUCUUCGGUAACUACACUCUCCUAAAUGUGUUCUUGGCUAUCGCCGUCGAUAACUUGGCAAACGCGCAAGAACUCACGGCGGCUGAGGAGGAGCAGGAGGAAGAAGAUAAGGAGAAGCAGCAAGCCGAGCUGGAGAAGGAGCUGGAGGCGCUGCAGAACAACACAGACGGGCCGCCCAAGGUGGAGAUCUGCCCUCCCUCUCCCGGCGGGGAAAACAAGAUGAAUGACAAGAAAGCCGCAGAAGCUGGAGAUAAAAAGGAAGAAACGAAGACAGACACAAAGGAAGAAAAGAAGGAAGAGAAAAAGGAAGAAUCAAAAGAGGAAGAUAGCAAGCGGGAUGGCGGAAAAGAUGACAAGGAGGCGGAGAGCGAGAACCAGGAGGAAGAUAUGGGGGGACCUAAGCCUAUGUUACCGUACUCUUCCAUGUUUAUCCUCUCACCCACCAACCCAAUUCGGAGAGCGGCGCAUUGGGUAGUGAACCUCCGCUACUUCGAUGUGUUUAUCAUGAUCGUCAUCACAUUGUCUAGCAUCGCCCUCGCCUCAGAAGACCCCGUCAGAGAGGACUCUGAGUGGAACGCUAUCCUCAACUACUUUGAUUAUGCCUUCACCGGAGUUUUUGCCAUAGAGAUGAUUCUGAAAGUCAUAGACUUAGGGGUGAUAUUCCAUCCUGGAUCCUAUCUCAGGGAUAUUUGGAACAUAAUGGACUCCGUGGUUGUCAUAUGUGCGGCCGUAUCCUUUUGUUUUGAUAUGAUACCCUCCCUGCAACUGAAGGGAAGCAGCACAGGCCAGAACCUGAGCACCAUCAAGUCACUACGAGUGCUGCGUGUGCUGAGGCCCCUCAAGACCAUCAAGCGGGUACCCAAGCUGAAGGCGGUGUUCGACUGCGUCGUCAACUCCCUCAAGAAUGUGUUCAAUAUUCUCAUAGUGUACAUACUGUUCCAAUUCAUCUUCGCUGUUAUUGCUGUACAACUGUUCAAUGGAAAGUUUUUCUACUGCACCGACGAGAGUGUACAUACAAGAGAUGAAUGUCAGGGAGAAUACUUCGUCUUCGAAGGGUACGACCGGCCGCCUGAGGUUAGGCCGAGAAAGUGGAACCAACAGAGCUUCCAUUACGAUAACGUGAUGGCCGCCAUGUUGACCCUCUUCGCCGUCCAGACAGGCGAGGGUUGGCCUCAAGUCCUCCAGAACUCCAUGGCGGCGACGUACGAGGACCAUGGACCACAGCCUCAGGUCGCCGUCGAAAUGUCCAUCUUCUAUAUUGUGUACUUCAUUGUGUUCCCUUUCUUCUUCGUGAACAUCUUCGUUGCUUUGAUCAUCAUCACGUUCCAAGAGCAAGGAGAGGCUGAGCUUCAAGACGGAGAGCUCGACAAGAACCAGAAAUCGUGCAUAGACUUUGCAAUUCAGGCCAAGCCCCUUGAGCGGUAUAUGCCAAAGGACCGCUCCAGUGUAAAGUACAAGAUAUGGAGAGUCGUCGUCUCAACCCCAUUUGAAUAUUUUAUCAUGUUACUAAUCGUGUUCAAUACACUUCUCCUCAUGAUGAAGUAUUACCAAGCGGGAAAUCUCUACAUGGACAUUCUGGGAUACCUCAACAACGUUUUCACCGUUUUCUUUCUGCUUGAAUGUGUUUUGAAAAUUAUAGCGUAUGGAUGCAGGAAUUUUUUCAAGGAUCCCUGGCACACCUUCGACUUCAUCACCGUCAUCGGUUCCAUCAUCGACGCUCUCGUGGUGGAAUUCGGGCGAAUCUAUGGCGAAGGGACAGAAAACUUCAUCAAUGUUGGGUUUCUGAGACUGUUUCGAGCUGCCCGUCUUAUAAAGCUUCUUCGGCAAGGCUAUACCAUUCGUAUUCUACUAUGGACAUUCGUACAGUCCUUCAAAGCGCUGCCAUAUGUUUGUCUCCUCAUAGCAAUGUUAUUCUUCAUCUAUGCUAUUAUCGGCAUGCAGGUCUUUGGUAAUAUAGAUUUGGAUCCCACUACGUCUAUAACACGGCACAACAACUUUAGAAAUUUUGCAGAGGGCAUAAUGCUUCUGUUCAGAUGUGCCACGGGUGAAGCGUGGCAGAGCAUCAUGUUGUCUUGCAUCAAGGGACGCCCAUGUGACCCUGACGCCCUGAAGAACAACUCCAUGAAGACGUGUGGAUCGAAUGUCGCUUACAUGUACUUCGUGACCUUCAUCUUCCUCUGCUCCUUCUUGAUGUUAAACUUGUUCGUGGCUGUCAUUAUGGACAACUUCGACUACCUGACGAGAGACUCCUCCAUCCUGGGCGCCCAUCACCUCGACGAAUACAUCAGAAUAUGGGCGGAAUACGAUCCGAACGCCACAGGAAGAAUACACUACACAGAGAUGUACGACAUGUUAAGAAACAUGGAUCCCCCGUUAGGCUUCGGCAACAAGUGUCCGUAUCGGUUAGCUUACAAGAAGCUCAUACGGAUGAACAUGCCGCUGGACGACGAGGGGAAGGUCCACUUCACCACCACGCUCUUUGCGCUCAUCCGCGAGAACCUGUGUAUCAAGAUGAGGCCCGCGGAGGAGAUGGACCAGGCGGACUUGGAGCUGAGGGCCACCAUCAAGAAACUGUGGCCACUCCAAGCCAAAAAGAAUCUUGACUUCAUAGUGCCUCCAGAUGAUGAACUUAAAUACGAGAAACUGACAGUGGGUAAAAUCUACGGGGCCCUACUCAUCCUGGAAAACUGGCGGACGACUCGUUUCGGCCAAAUCCAACCCACGGGAGGCCUGGAUGAGAAUGAGGAAGCAAAAGAUAAAGAGAAUGAGGUAGUGGAGGAGGAGGAUGAUGAGGAUGAAAAGUUUGAGUCAACGGAGGACAUAUUAUGCGGGGAGGGAGAACAGCUCCUCAGCAAUAUGGAAAAAGCUGAGAACCAAAUCAUCGAAACAGAGAGAACGGAGGAAACAUUUGAAACUGAGGAUACAGGGGAAACUGAGGAGCAGGAAACCGAAUCAGUGGGGCUGGAGCUGGCCGAGGUAGUGCAAGCGGCGUCCCGACGGGGCUCCCUGGCCUCGGACGACGGCGGAAGACACCUCCGGCCGGACGAGUACCCCGUCAGCCGGUACCGGUCGCGCUCGCCGUCGCCCUCGCGUGGCUUCCAGUCGCCCACGCCCCCGCACAGACGGCUAAGAUCUCCGACGCCCAACAGGAGGAGCCCGUCGCCCCGUCGGGCCGGCCAGCCACACGACGUCGGCUUCAGCGACGCCGUGAGCGACUUAGUGGACCUCGUCAAGUACGACCACGGCCACAAGCGAGGCAAAAUGCACGACGACUUCGGCAUGAUGUCUCCGGUGCGGGGUCGAAGUCCCAGCCGCCGCCGCGAGCCGUUCCCGGCCCGGCCCUGGGGCGUGAGGGACAUCCGCUCGGAGUCCAACAGUCCGGACCGCCACUACAUCCCCACGCGGCUGGACGCCCGCUCGCGCAGCCCCUCGCCGCACUCAGGGCUCGCCGGGACAGCAGCGCGCCGCGGCCGGACGCUGGAGUACUACGGCACGGCCUCGCUGGACCGGCGAUCGCGCAGCCCCUCGCCACACCGGCGGGCGGGCUCCAGUUACCCGACCAUACCGCAACGGCGGGGCGGCGGUCGUCGGUUGCCUGCCACACCCAACAAACCCUCUACACUCCACCUGGGCCCCCAGCCCCAGGGCGCGGGCCACGCGGGACCCAGCCACCACACUCUCCCAGGGGCUAAAUCCCCCACUAGAUCUCAGCCCAUUAACUUCCCCAAGCUGAACGCCUCGCCUACGCAUGUGCCCAAGCUAGAAAUGCCUCCGGUGUUCCGCGAGCGAAGGACUCCACCAGUGACAGAGGGGAGCGCUCGCCCCCGAGGGCCCCCGCAAGGGAUCAUUGCCCAAGGGGCACUCAGGCGGCCGCCCAUGGCGCCCAUUAGAGACCAAUAUCCGUAUGAGCGGCGGCCAGAAGAGCCACUUAGUUUCGAACAGGCGGCUGCCUACGGGCGAGGCCCCCGGCGUCAGCUGCCCUCACCAGCAGUGCCUAACGGGUACAAGCCAGGGCGGGACCGUGCAGUGACGCGGCUGCCUGCCCCUGGGGUUGGGGGGGGAGGGGCGGGGCCUCAGCGGAAGGGGGCCCAGGGGGAGCGACAUAGUGACAGUGAUGAGGACGACUGGUGCUAGUGGAUCCCACAGGGCGGCGUAGGCCCCCACCCCCCUAGGGCGGUGGUGGGGGCGGCACUGCCCUGACUAGCAGUGCCUGGGGGUAGAGUGCAGCACUGGACCUGGGCAGGGGAGUAAAAUAGGGCCACAAGACUAGUGUGGCUUUUCUUCAUGUUUGUUUUGUACCAUAUCCCCUACAAGUGCUUUAUUUAAAACAUACAACAAAUGUUCUAUCAAAUCUGUGAUAUUUUAAUGUCACCACUACUGUAGCUCUCUUGUGUGAGGGUUGUAUGAAUAUCAAAAAAAAAACGAGCAGAAUGAGAUAUGUCAUUCCAUUUUAUCUGUCGGUUUAGUCAUUGUUCGUUAGGUGUAGUAUGAGUACCACUUUGUUACCUUUUUCUUCUGGUUUUUGACGACUAGGCAGUUAGUCAGUAGUGUUUACGAUUUGCUACGGAGACAGAGGUUCUCCAGGUCAAUCUCACGCGACAAGAACAACCAUUUGCCUGCCAAAGCUCGAGUGUUUGUGCUGCCGAGCAGCCUCAGUGCGUGGGUGGACGGCGAUGCUGGAGUCUCUUGCUGCUGUCCUUUCACAUUCCUCCUCGCCUUGCAGGUUUUGUUGUACUCGUUAGUCUUAAAUUGUGUGGACGGCGGUACCUUUUGUAUCUCUUGUCCACAACCAAAGUGUGUGUCCAUCAGUGUGGAGUGGGGACAGCAAGGCCCCUCCCCUCUCUCCUGCUCCAUUUUGCACCAAAGUAAUCAUUAAAAAUGGAUUCAACAUUACAUCACGAUUAGCGGACAUAAAAUGUAUGUGGUAACACAAAAAUUGGAAUUGUAUGUUAAGAAAUUAUUGGUUAUUUAUUAUUGAGAAAAAUAUAUAGUGGUCACUCUUUGUCAAACAGAAAAAAAACCAGAGAAAAACAGCAUUGGCUUUAACAGUGUACGAGUCCUGUGUUAAACCUAGCGUGGUGAUGCGUCCACUCUUUCUUGUAUAUUACUCUUGAUGCCCCUUUGAAGAAAUGUUGGGAAGACAGUGACCCAAGAAACGCCUCCAGUUAAAGUAAAUUCCUAAAAUCUUAGGAUGUUUAACGACUGUGAAUAUUAGGGACUUUGGUUUUACACUAACGAGAAGAGCUUGGUUUACUGGGGAAUGUUAUUAUUUAGGGGAUCCUUGUGGUCUUUGGAUUUAACGUUUUGACCUUUUGUAUUAAAAGUCCUGCCUUAUAUGGAUUGGCCCUCACCUUGGGGGAGUGUUCAGCUUGGCACUCUAGGCGCAGCUGUGGGGGUUUUUGGGCACCCAUGGAGGCACGAAGCACCUGAGGGUGGGAUUUUGGGACACCCAGAGAGCUUAUGAAAAGAACCCAGGGACAUUAGGGACACCCAGGACUCUAAGGGCAUCUAGGGAUAUAGGGGAACCCAGAUAUUUUAAAGAGCACCCUUGUGUUUUUUGCUUUUUUUGAGAAAAAAAAUGUAUCUACAGAAGAUAAAAAAAAAAAUUGAGACAUUCAGGGAAUUUCAAGCACCUGCAUAAUGUAAGGAUCCUCCGUGAUUCUGUGUUUAACCAGGGAACACGAGGCACCUUCAGUAUAGGGUCUCCUUCAUCUUCAAGACACACGCGGUCUUGACACGGCAUGCGGGGAGGCUGAGGACACCACAGGAGAGAGGUUACGGGUUACUAUGUAAUCUUGUCAGUGAUAUGUGAUCAUGACUCCUAAGAUUUUAUUGCGGCUGUUACGUUAUCUUGGGGUUCCUAUGUAGUCCUUUGAUUGCUAUGCAGUCUUAGGGAUUCCAAGUACCAAUGGGUAACCCUAUUCACAGGGUAAAUGGUUUUCGAGUUUCUUAUUUCUUGCAUGAACCAACAGAGCACAAUAUUACCUGUUGCAUUCAUUAUGAUGAUGCGGUCUGAUUUGUGAAGCAUAGCAUAAAAAAUAUAUAUGUAUAUGUGUGUGGUCAAGAUGUGGUCAUAUAGGUUGAUUUUGUCAUUUGAUUAAUCUGAAGCUUAGUGCAGAUGAUGACUUGCCUUUCACCCUUUGGCUUCGGAGGUGAUACAUUCAUGUAAAUGUUCAUUUGUAUAUAGUAUGCAUGAAGAAAAGCUAAAGUUAACACAAGAAAGAGCUAAAGUGUAAAGGUAAAAAGAGACAUGAAAUCCAUAGGAGUCCUUAAAUGCUCUCAAAAAAGGUAAAAUUCAAGAAUAAUUUCUAUUCGAGAUUUUGGAAGUUUAAGCAAAAUUCUUAAAAUGAUAAUGAUAAUUUAAAAAAAGGAAUGACGUAGAACCAAAUCAUAAUUUUGUGUCUGGAGUCUCAAGCGUCCGCGUGGGUCCCAAUCACCCUUAUACUGCAAAUCCAUAAGUGCUUUUUUGUAUAAAAUAGUGUUACUUCCAGUAGUGUUUCGCAGUAUCCAUCCUACUACCAAGAACCAAGUUGAGAUAUUUGCUGAUACAUAACCUUUCUGGUGUUGAUAUCCCAGUUGUAUCUAACAGAAUCGAGGUCCAAUGAUGCAUGUCUGAUAAAUUGUUCUCUUAGUACCAGCACUUGCCGAAUUCGUUUGAUCUCUCCUUCUUCGUCUUCUUCUCCCAUCUCUCGAUUCUUUGAUUCAGAACGUUGAGUUUCACAUAUCCUCAUUUCUCAAAUUACUCUCAAGCUUCAGAUCCCGGUACUAUUGUUAUUGAUGAUGCCACGAGUCACAUAAGGUAGAGUGCCCAGUCUUUCAGUAGCUACUUAACUCGUAGAUGAAAUCAGAGACAUUUAACUGCACUUCUCUGUGUCGGGGGUAUCAAACAAUGGAUGAGAGUGAUUCACUAAAUAUACUUCACAGAAUCUGAUGUAAACGUUUUAAACUAUUUAUCGCAAGCUGAAGACUGAACUUUUGCGGUGAACAAAUUUGAACGUAAAUUUCACUCCGCAUCAAAGUCUUUCGUAUCUGAGACUACGAUAUUCUACCAAAUGUGGUAUUAAACAUAAUUAAGACAAGAAUAUUGCGCUCUAAGCCAAGAUUUUCAACCCUCAUCUCAUCUUGUCAUUAAAAUCUAUUAUUGCCCAAAACGCCAAUAUAAAAGUGUUCCAUAUCGUAUAUUCUUCAGCUGAAAUGCACAGAGAACCUCUAUAUCUUUAACUAAAUCUCUACCACUUUCAUAAUGCUUAAUGUUUCAUUAUCUACUCAUUGUAUAGAAACUUCACAUUACAACCUGUUGAAAGAAAACCCAGUUGCAAUUUGAGAUAUAUAUGAAUAUAUAUACAUACAUUUAUAUAUAAGAAUAUAUAUAUGUGAAUUAUAAUAGCCUAUGAUUGAUCUAAACUUCAAAUAUUUAUGAAAUCUGAUGUAAUGUCGCCAUCGUAGAAUUGAUGGCAUAACCUUUUGGUCUACGGAUUUCGUAGGCUUUUACCUGCAAUCGUGUAGGCCUAUGGCGGCCACCUCCACAGGCCGGCCUCACCACCGCAUCGUCACCGCGAACUCCACGCGGUCAAAACACUGUCCAGCCCCGCGCAGCCCCGCGUAGGCCGCAGCCCAAACCAUUUUCCAGUGGGUGAAAAUGAUGUACAUGUUGAAUAGACUCUUGUGCGUGAAUUCUUGGGUGCCCUUUGCAUAUAUACACUCCUUAGCUGCUUCUCGGAUACCUUGGUAAAUACACUAGCGAUAGCCCUUCGCCCUCCCAGUUCUAACCCUCUUUAACCGAACAGUGGAUUGAAUCGGCUCUCCUCUUUUUGGAAUGUGUUCUCGAUAUCCUCAAAGAGCCACCAAGAAUUUGGGCAUGAGACCGACCUAUAAAUCCCCCCCCCCCCCCUCCCCUUACUCUAGUGCAUGAUCAGUUUGAGAUAACUUUGAUACUGUUUAACUAUUUAAUCAGUUUUAAGUCCCAUAGCUAUUGGUAUUAAUGAACGAAAUAAUAAACAAAACAGCAAAGGAAAUCCUAUGAGAGGUUGUGGGUAGGGUACCAAGGGGUUUUUUAACCAGUAGUCUGACUCAAUUAGCCUGAAUCAGCGGAAAUUAUCCCCCUUCCCCCCUCCUCCCUCCCUCCCUCCCCUACAUAACACCCCCCCGAAUAUCCCCUGAAGAUAGAGCGGCCCCUAAAUACAGGCCUUGACUCUAUAAUGCAAAGAGCUAUUCCGUGGUCUUUGUAUCAUCGUGUGUGCCUUCAUUCUCUUCAGUUUUUUCUCUUUGCCUGUCGUUGGAAUAAGACGAGAUUUGGGGAUUCUGAGCUCACGGUGGAGUUGCCAUAAGGUUCAAUUUAAAAAAUAAAAAAAUAAAAGAAAAAAAGACAUUAAUAAUCCUCCCUCUCUUGCCCUCCCCCCCCUACACACACCUUUAUAAGUAAGAUUGAAUCCUUUUGGGGACCACCGAGGCAAAGGCUCAAGUUUCGCAAAUCCCGUCGUGAAAUAUGGCAUAGGUCGCGAGAUAUCUAUGGAUCUAUGGUUCUCUGAAAAUUAAGAAAGAACCCUAUGCAGAUGUGACGACUCUUUUUAUUAUUAUUAUUAUUAUUAUUAUUAUUAUUAAUUUUUAUUUUUAAUUCUUUUUUUUUUUUUUUUUUUUUUUUUUUGUCUCAGCGCGACAUGGAACAGCUUGGAGUGGCGUCCUUCGGUGGAUGCGUCGGGGGAGAAAAGAAAAAAAAUUACGUUAUUCUCUCUUUUUUUAUAUAUAUCUUAGAUUGGUUCAUUCGUUCGUUAUGUGGUCCAUACAGCGUAGCAUGUUUUCAGUAGUUGGUCCGUGUUACGUGCUGCGGUAACGUGUGCCAUAUGCACAGGGUUCAUUAUAGAUAUGUCAAUGCCCUUGCGCUAAACGGGCUGUUGGUUGUGCACUGAAACUGCCGUGUGAAGUGUCAGUGUUUUAUUCGAAUUUGAAUAAAAAAAAAAUAUAUAUAAAAAAACAUGGCAUGAAUGAUUUGUCAGUAAGUAUGCUGUAUAAAGAUUCAGAAUGUAACCUACAUGCCAAAUUGAGACUUUUUGGUGUUCCUGGCUAUUCCCUCUUGUAAGUACCAAUCAACCAUUCCUAAAUUAUGAUGAGCUAUUUCCAAUAGACUGUUCACUCGUUGUUGACUGUAGGUGAUAUAAAGGUGGUGGAAGGUUUUUAGACACUUUAUUCAUUUGAUUUGUUAUGGGCAUGGACGUGGGUUCUUACCAAAAUGAGAGAUGCUGUGUCUUUUUAAAACAUUGAUUGUUCUGUGUUUUUUAAGGAAAUGAAAUUAUGGCUGUAUUGCUUCAAACAUGACUUGCAUAGUGUUCGUACUUACAGGAAAAAGCAAGUAAUAACUCGAAAACGUAAGAGAGAACUUUGCCCGGCAGCAACCCACCAAUCACAACAGGGAUUUGAAAAAAGUCCUGCGUUCUGAUUGGCUCUCGCUGCCAAGGAAAACGUCCACACUUGCAUUUCCGACAAAUUCUUUCUCGUUGCUUUUUCAUGAAUUUCCGAACCUCCUCUUUUUUGGAAAUUCGGUGGUGACGUCAUGGAAUGUGUGUAAUAUUGGAUGACUCUGUUGUAACCGCUCACUCGAUUAUGUAUAGCACGGUACCCAGUAGCUGUUUUUGAAGAGACUUUUAUACAAAUCAUUCGUUUUCCUACAAUAAAUGAAACAAAGUGAGAUGUAGUGCUAGAAAAAAAAAUAAUAAAACCUCAACAUGUCUGCCUUUAUUUGGGACUUGUUGUAAAGCAUCAGUUUCUGGGAUACUAAAGAGAACUAACUUUUCACUUUACAGCCAGUUCAGAAAUGAUAGAUGAAUAGAUAGUUGAUAUAAUGAAAGAAAAAAUAAAAAAAAAUAUUUGAAUCUUUUUGGACAUAUCCCGGAAACUGAUGACUUGCCAUAUUAUCUGGUAGUUUUCAAGACUAGUGAAUUUCUAAGGCAGAUAAUACAGAGCGCAAGAAAAACCACGAUCACCGCCAAUACAUAAAUCAGUCCUUUUCCACAUCCUAACUCUCUUCUAGCCAAUGCUCUCGCUAAAUGUUUUCAUACUGAAUGCGUGGACAGGUCUGUACAGGAUUAUAUUGUCUCGAAUAAACAUUUUAUCAAUAUGCAUUGUUUAAAAGUU
Penaeus chinensis is the source of this 12333-nucleotide messenger RNA. It is a transcript of the gene cac, whose product is annotated as voltage-dependent calcium channel type A subunit alpha-1-like. The record is from RefSeq and is a predicted model, not a curated record. Gene Ontology annotation, cellular component: voltage-gated calcium channel complex; membrane. Gene Ontology annotation, biological process: calcium ion import across plasma membrane; chemical synaptic transmission. Gene Ontology annotation, molecular function: high voltage-gated calcium channel activity; calcium ion binding. Lineage: Eukaryota; Metazoa; Arthropoda; Malacostraca; Decapoda; Penaeidae. Bases 190 to 6339 code for a protein of 2049 amino acids. The transcript is spliced from 43 exons.